UUGAGGGAAUGGCGGGAGAAUCAGAAAGUCCAACGCCAAGCGCCGACGAUUAUUCUCCUUAGCGAUACUUUCAGCUUGAAGAAGAAGAAGAAGAAGAAGAUGGGAUCAUGGUUCCACCCGGACAUAUCACUGGAGGAAUUCAUGAAACUGAUAAAAGGGUUCGUAGAUAUACUCAUUCUGACAUCUGGGUAUCAGUCUUCUGGUCGUAUUGCUCACUGGGAUCCCCUUAACAUCAAGAAAGCUUUCCAAUGGGCUUUCUUCUUUGAAAAUGUCUUGAGAACUUUGAGCUGCUUGGACAAUCACCAGGAAUCUGUCAAGGAACUUGAUGCAGCUCUAUCUGAAUUGACAUCUGAUGCUUCUUUCCCUCAGGGUUUCACACAUCUGUCAUCAGCAACUCUUACUAUGGCGAGAGGGUUUUUAGUAGAACAUUUCAUCCAUGCUUUACCAUUGAGAGAUUCACAUCUUAGAGCUUUUUUGAAGGCAAUUAUCGAAAUGGAUCUUGAUGAGCUCUCAGGAGCAGAGCAUGAUCGCUUGAGUGUAUAUCUGAACAAUCUGAAGCUGCAAGAGUCAUUUUCCUCUGAUCAGAAUAGAAUGUUUUGUAACGAAGAUUUAAUUACCUCUCCAAGCUUCUAUUUGGCUACUGAGGCAGGAGAAUUUAAGGGUAAUAGUUUCACAAAAUAUACAGUUCAAAAGCUACUGAAGAGAUUGUCUGCAGUGUCACAGAUAUCGACAAUUGAGAGUGGCUUAAAGACCAUUUCUAACAACAUUAGAUGUAGCAGUUGGAGUGAGUUUGAUGAUAACUUGUUCAAGGAAUUAAUGAAGCAGAACGAUGCUCCAGCGAUUGUGGAGCAGCUGGUUGGUUUUGUGACAUGGAACCAUUGGAAAUCAAAGAAUCUUAGUUAUUUUCUUGACAAGAGAGCUAUUCAUAUGGUCUCAGGUGCCAGCAUGAUAUUUUCUGCUCCAAAGAUUCAGUGGGUGCAAGUUCUUGACCGGCUGAAAAUUUCAGCAGAAAGAAGUGAUGAUGAUUUCCGUGACACAGUUGAGCUCUUGUUACUUGGGUGCAUCUCAAAUAGGUGGACUUAUUUUAUUGAGCAUUUGAUGUCAGUUUCUUACUAUCCCAUUACGACUUCAGAGCAAUUUCAAGAAGUAUGCAAGUUACUUCCUGGGAAAUUUCAAACAUUCGAGUCUAAACAGGAAACAGUGAAUUCAAAGGAAAGUGAUAUUUUUGAGUAUUUGACGGGAAUAUUGAGUGGUCAACUGCAUCCACUGUGGAAUAUAUCCCCUGCCCUUGCAGCAGUUGCAAUUCCAUCCUGGUCACUCCUGUUUAGAUUUUAUAUAAAUGAAUUGGAAAUUCAAUUCAGAGGAGAUUUCUCAACGAUGAGAUGCUGCAGUUGUAUUGAAGAUAAGAAGGAACACAAUGAUUGUGAUCUUGCCGAGAGAAUAUGGUGCCUCUAUAUUUUUCAUGUUUAUGUUGCUCGGCAAAUGCAUGGUCCCAGUAGUGUUUGAUGCCUUGCUGGUAAAAAAUUGACCAGCUCAAAAUGAAAGCUUCAAACUUUGGGAAGAGAAGUGCCAUCUCUAGUUCUGCAGGAACGGUAGUUGGCUUUCAAAGAAGACCAUCUUAUGACUGCUGCUGCCACAAUGCAUCAUAUCUUUUAAGGCAGCUGGUUUGGAGAUUAAAGUCGCACUGGAAACGAG
Molecule: messenger RNA, 1695 nt
Organism: Humulus lupulus (European hop)
Lineage: Eukaryota; Viridiplantae; Streptophyta; Magnoliopsida; Rosales; Cannabaceae
Exons: 10
Coding region: 100-1506 (468 amino acids)
Biological process (GO): interstrand cross-link repair
Cellular component (GO): Fanconi anaemia nuclear complex
Source: RefSeq, a predicted model, not a curated record